AUGAUGUUGUAUCAAAUGCUAUUGUUCAUCUUUUGUAUAACUGGUCAAUUAAUUUCACAAAAUAUUCGUUCCCAAUAUAUGUCUCGAAUUGAUAAUGUGAAAUUUCAAUGUAUUAGUCCAUAUUGUUCAUCGUCGAAUGUCAUAUACGUAAGAGAUUUACUUCAUUGUCAAUCUAUAUGUUUAACAAUGACAUGUCGUACAAUGAGUUUUUAUCAAUCAAUUGAUCAAUGUCAUUUAUUUAAUGAUACUCCAUAUGAAUAUGGUAAUCUUAUUGCACAAAAUGAUGUUGUCACUAUGGUUAUUAUUGAUAAUUCACUUGUCGUUAAUAAAUCCACUAAAACAACAACUGAUAUUCCUAUUUCCAUCACUUCGAAUGAAUUGAUCUCAACAUCAACAAGUGCAGCAGUGACUUCACAAGAGUCCAGUAUUAUAUCAAUGACAACUGUACAAUCGACAUUACCCAUGACGUCUAGUUCAUGUGUCAAUGCAGAAAUAUUUCCAACGGGACGAUCACCAACAAUGGGUUGGUAUUUUCAGAAUGAUCUCAAUGAUAAAUUUCGUAUUUACAAUGGAACUGCUCGAAAUGGUCCAUUAUCAUACAGUUUGGGUCGAAAUGGAUGUGGAAAGUGUGUAAAUUUAUCCUAUGCACUUCAACAAUCUGUUGUAAUAAAUCAGACACCGUUGAUUGACUUACGUUCAAUUUCAUAUUCAAUAGAAGCAUGGAUUUAUCCAACACGAAUUCGUGAUGGAAUUGAACAUGUCAUUUUUGGUCAAUGUUCAAGUUUAGCUACUCGUUCUUGUAUGAGAACAUCGAUCAGUGGUAAUGCCAUUUUGGGUACACUUUUCUAUUCAGACACACAAAUAGGUAGUCGAAUAUUAUCGAAUAAUACUUGGUUUCAUAUCGCGUCUGUUUAUAAUCUAACAGAAACAAGAGUAUCUUUAUAUAUUAAUGGAGUUCUUGAUACAUCGGGAACUUCUCAUGGGCCUACUCAAGCAGUACCAUAUCGACUGGAAAUUGGAAAUGUUGCUCUUUACUCUCCAAGCUCUAAUUUAAGUUUUAAUGGUUGUAUCGAUGAAUUAUGGUUUUAUCCAUUUGCACGAACAAGCGACGAAAUUGCCGCAACGUUUGCAUUGGGUUAA
Molecule: messenger RNA, 1140 nt
Organism: Adineta ricciae
Lineage: Eukaryota; Metazoa; Rotifera; Eurotatoria; Adinetida; Adinetidae
Source: the annotation of a GenBank genome assembly